AUCUGCCUUUGGGUCGGCCCCAUAUAAAGAUGAUGGAUGUGCAGAGCUCUUAAGUCAGCAGCUUUCGCUGGCUUUAGACUCUUUAAAAAACCAAAUAAAUAUAUUUGUAGUUUUUAAUGAUAUAAGACACUUGCGGGCAACUUGGUGUAUCAGAGAGGAUUCACUUGUGUUACUUCAUGGAGGAGCAGCGGGGUGGGGCUGGAGCGAGCGGCUCCGCGUCUCAGGUGCAACAGUGAAAUGUAAAACGUAGCCACGAGCAAGGAGCUGGGUCUGAAUCACGCGGGGUGCCGGGAACUAAAGCGGAAGGAGAAGAUCCCCAGUGUGCCGUGCUGCUUCUAGUGGGAUGUGACAAAAGACCUGAAAUCAGGGAGAGAAAAAUGAUGAUCCUGGAAUUUGGCUCUGGCUGUCAGGGGUGACGAAAAGCGCCGGCAACGCCUCCCGCCCGGGCUAUAAAGGGCUCAAGGCAGGGGGAAGCGAGCACUCGCUGCCUGCGCUGCCGAGCCGGGUGUCUCUCGCCAGCCCUCCAGCCCCGCCAGCCUUGGCCAUGAGCACCACCACUGUCAGGCAAUACUCCUCCUCCACCUCCCUCAAGGGACUCGGUGGCCUGGGCGGGGGCUCCAGCAGGCUUUCCUCCGUGCGCGUGGGGGGCGCAGGGUACAGAGCCCCCAGCGUCCACGGAGCCUCUGGCAGCUACUCUGUCUCUUCCCGCAUCGUCUCGGGGCUCGGCAGUGGCUAUGGGGGCAGCUACUGCAGCAGCGUAGGAGGGGGCCUCGGCAGCGCCUUUGGGGGCAGCUAUGGGGCCGGCUUCGGGGCCGGCUUUGGGGGCGGCUUUGGGGGCGGCUUUGGGGGUGGCGAUGGCAUCCUCCCGGCUGGCGAAAAGGAGACGAUGCAGAACCUCAACGACCGCCUGGCUGCCUACCUGGACAAAGUGCGUGCCCUGGAGGAGGCCAACACGGACCUGGAGGUCAAGAUCAGGGAAUGGUACAAGAAGCAGGGACCUGGUCCAGACCGCGACUACAGCCCCUACUACAGGACCAUCGAGGAGCUCAGGAACAAGGUGGAUGCUGCCAUUAACACAUCGGGGUGUCUUAAAGCGGCGCUGGAGGGCACCUUGGCCGACACCGAAGCCCGCUACGGCACCCAGCUGGCCCAGCUGCAGGCGCUGAUCACCAGCGUGGAGGAGCAGCUGGGCGAGCUGCGCUGUGACAUGGAGCGCCAGAACCACGAGUACAGGGUCCUGCUGGACGUCAAAUGCCGCCUGGAGCAGGAGAUCGCCACGUACCGCCGGCUCCUGGAGGGCGAGGACGCCCACAUGUCUUCCCACUACAUCUCGCAGUCUGUGAAAGAAGCACCUGUAACGACCCGCCAAAUCCGCACCAUCUUUGAGGAGGUGCAGGAUGGGAAGGUGAUUUCCUCCCGUGAGCAGAUCACCCAGUCUGCCCACUGAGGGGGCUGCGUGGUUUGCUGCAAACCUCGCAGAGCAGCGCAAAAGAAGGUUCCGGCUUGUGUGCUCUGGCUACGUAGGUCACGAAAAGCGUCGUCUCUUCUCAUCACACCCCCGCUUCCC
Messenger RNA from Athene cunicularia (burrowing owl), 1567 nucleotides. RefSeq names its product keratin, type I cytoskeletal 14-like. The record is from RefSeq and is a predicted model, not a curated record. Lineage: Eukaryota; Metazoa; Chordata; Aves; Strigiformes; Strigidae. Gene Ontology annotation, molecular function: structural molecule activity. Gene Ontology annotation, cellular component: keratin filament.